Molecule: messenger RNA, 349 nt
Organism: Eimeria necatrix
Lineage: Eukaryota; Apicomplexa; Conoidasida; Eucoccidiorida; Eimeriidae
Exons: 1
Source: RefSeq, a predicted model, not a curated record
CAGCAGCAGCAGCACGAACGGCAGCAGCAUCCGCAGCAGCAGCAGCAGCAGCAGCAGCAGCAGCGGCGGCGUGCUGGGGGAAGGCCUGCUGGACUUGUUGGUGCCAGUGUGUGUGCGCGAGGGGGCCCGCAAAGGCCCGCACAGCCACUUGCGGCUGUUAGUCGAGCGGCUGCAGUACUGCCUCGAGAGCCAGCGGCAGCAAUUUGCCAGCGAGUGCAAACUCGCUGAAGACUGGGCCAAACGCCACGCCCAGGGGCCCCCCGCGAGCGCCGCUGAGACGGAGUCCGAGGCGGAGGGGGGGGGGGCAGAGGCAGCCGCGGCUGCGGGGAAAAGAACGGCCGAGCAGUGA